Molecule: messenger RNA, 1027 nt
Organism: Dentiscutata erythropus
Lineage: Eukaryota; Fungi; Glomeromycota; Glomeromycetes; Diversisporales; Gigasporaceae
Source: the annotation of a GenBank genome assembly
AUGGGUAUUCUCGAAAAAAUUGCAGAAAUUGAAAAAGAAAUAUCUAGAACACAGAAAAACAAAGCCACCGAGUAUCACCUCGGCUUACUGAAGGCAAAACUAGCAAAGUACAGAGUACAACUUCUAGAGCCUUCAAAGUCUGGUGGAGUAAAGGGUGAAGGUUUUGAUGUUAUGAAAUCUGGGGAUGCAAGAGUUGCAUUGAUUGGGUUUCCUUCAGUGGGUAAAUCAACAUUAUUAAAUAAGCUCACAAAGACUCAUUCGGAGGCUGGCGCAUAUGAAUUUACUACAUUAACCUGUAUACCCGGAAAAAUUGAAUAUAAUGGUGCAAAUAUUCAAUUAUUGGAUUUGCCUGGUAUUAUCGAAGGAGCUGCUCAAGGUAAAGGACGAGGAAGACAAGUUAUUUCUGUAGCGAGAACAGCAGAUUUAGUUUUGAUGAUGUUAGACGCAACCAAAAGUAGUCAACAACGUGUAUUAUUAGAACGCGAAUUGGAGAUCGUUGGGAUUCGAUUGAAUACAGAAAAACCAAACAUAUAUUUUAAGGUUAAGAAAGGCGGCGGAAUCAGCUUCAAUGCUACUGUUAAAUUAACCUAUUUGAAUGAAAAGAUGGUGCUGGUUCGUGAAGAUGUUACGAUUGAUGAGUUUAUCGAUGUUGUAUUGGGUAAUCGUAAAUACAUCAAAUGUCUAUACAUCGAUUCGAUAACUUUGGAAGAACUGGAUCGUUUGGCGCAUGAACCAAAUACUGUCGUUAUUAGUUGUGAGAUGGAUUUAAACCUUGAUUAUCUUGUUGAACAAGUUUGGAAGCAUCUUAACUUAUUAAGAAUAUAUACAAAGAAAAGAGGAGAAUAUCCUGAUUUCGAAGGUGGGCUUAUCGUUAGAAAAGGUGCCACUGUUGAGCAUGUGUGUCAUGUUAUCCAUCGAACUUUAGUUGAAGAAUUUCGCUAUGCUCUUGUUUGGGGCAUAUCCACAAAACAUAACCCUCAAAGAGUUGGGUUAUCACAUGUCAUGGAAAAUGAAGAUGUUAUUCAAG